Mangifera indica (mango) is the source of this 2421-nucleotide messenger RNA. Its product is annotated as cyclin-T1-3-like. Gene Ontology annotation, biological process: regulation of transcription by RNA polymerase II; positive regulation of DNA-templated transcription, elongation. NCBI's taxonomy places the organism in Eukaryota, Viridiplantae, Streptophyta, Magnoliopsida, Sapindales, Anacardiaceae. The record is from RefSeq and is a predicted model, not a curated record. The coding region runs from base 164 to 1975 and encodes 603 amino acids. The transcript is spliced from 7 exons. Gene Ontology annotation, cellular component: cyclin/CDK positive transcription elongation factor complex; nucleus. Gene Ontology annotation, molecular function: cyclin-dependent protein serine/threonine kinase activator activity.
GAAUUAGAAAAAUAUAAGCAUUGACUUGACUUGGAAUUAAAAAAAAAUCUUAAAUAGUCAGAGCGGUGAAGUUUUCUCUGCUUCACUCUCUCGCUCAACACUUUCACAGUUUUGACAGGAAGGUAACACGGUUUUACAACGCAGUUUGGUGGAACUGGCACAAAUGGCUAGUUUGUUGUCGGGUGAUCCCUCACAUCAUGGAUUUUAUGAAGAUGAGUCAUCCAAACUUACUCAGGACAAACUAGAAGAAGGUGGCCGUUGGUACUUCUCUAGGAAAGAAAUUGAACAGAAUUCUCCAUCUAGACGAGAUGGAAUUGAUUGGAAAAAGGAGAGUUAUCUUCGCAAGUCAUACUGCACAUUUCUCCAAGACUUGGGCAUGAGACUUAAAGUACCUCAGAUAACAAUUGCUACAGCAAUAAUAUUCUGCCAUCGGUUCUUCCUUCGUCAAUCACACGCAAGGAAUGACAGAAGGACCAUAGCCACAGUGUGUAUGUUUCUGGCAGGGAAGGUUGAGGAGACUCCCCGUCCACUAAAAGAUGUUAUUCUUGUUUCAUAUGAAAUUAUUCAUAAAAAGGAUAAGGACCCUGAUGCAAUUAGUAGGAUCAAGCAAAAGGAGAUAUAUGAACAACAGAAAGAACUAAUUUUACUCGGGGAAAGGCUUUUAUUAUCAACUCUUGAUUUUGAUCUACAUGCCCUCCAUCCAUAUAAACCUCUUGUUGAGGCAAUAAAGAAAUUCAAGGUUGCUCAGAAUGCCCUUGCUCAAGUUGCAUGGAACUUUGUCAAUGAUGGACUGCGGACCUCUCUCUGCUUACAGUUUAGGCCUCACCAUGUUGCUGCGGGGGCCAUUUUUCUUGCCGCAAAGUUCCUCAAAGUAAAGCUUCCAUCAGAUGGUGAGAGAAUGUGGUGGCAAGAGUUUGAAGUCACCCCUCACCAAUUGGAAGAGGUUAGCAACCAAAUGUUGGAACUCUAUGAACAAAACCGAGUGCCACCUUCCCAGUGCGGUGAAGUUGACGGAAGUGCUCAAGUGGGGAGUACUCAGCGAGCAACGUCGAGAACUUUAUCCAGCAGUGAAGAAUAUCCAGCAACUAAUAGUUAUUCUCAGGCCAGUUGUACAAAUUCAAGAACUGUAAUGCCUGCAUCAACUAAGCCAGUUUCUGAGCAUUUAUUAGCUGAUAAUCAUUGUGAAUCUUCGAGAAUCACACAAAAUCGGAGUAAUGACUGGGGAAAUGUAGAGAUGGAAAUUACUAUAAAUGACAAUGCUCAAAGCACAUUGAGGUUUGGGUUAAAUGCACAUGGUAAAGAAGAUCAAGAGAGCAAUGUUGUGGUAAAUGAAACAAGAUAUGCAGGGGACUCGAAGGGCAAGGGUUUUAGUCGGAAUUUGGGACAUAGAGGAGGUUUAGUUAGCCAGUCACCACAGGAAGCUAUCAAGAAGAUUGACAAAGACAAGGUAAAGGCAGCACUGGAGAAAGGAAGGAACUCCCGAGUUGACACCCCUCGUAAAACUGAUUUGAUGGAUGAGGAUGAUUUGAUUGAGCGGGAAUUGGAAAACGGAGUUGAAUUAGCUGCAGAGAAUGAGGAAAACAAGCGUGACAAGAGGCAGAGGUGGUCUAGAUCAUCAGACAGACAAGAAUACGAGAAUUCACGUUUUGUUAAAAAUCAAGAGGAUGCUAGAGAGACCCGACGACAAUUCAGAGGACAGUCUUUACGGGGAUUGGAUUUCAGUUAUGUUGAAGAAGGGGAGGUCUCAGCGCUUCGUGACCUUAGCCAGAGUUCCCAUUCACCUAAGUCAAGCAGACGCAAGCGGAAGGUUGGAAUCUCACCUGACAGAUCAUCACAAGGAAAGCUGCGGCACAGUUACGGUUCUGGGACGAAUCAUUAUAAUCAUCAUGAUUAUGUUGAUGAUCGGAACUGGAUGGGCCGGCUUGGUUAUAUGGAGAGAGAUCAGAAAAGGCACGUACCGGAAAAUCAUGUCUGAAGUUUAGUGCUCCAUUUCUCGCUGGAGCUUUGUCUUGUCGGGAGUCAACUUCGCACAGGCUCUUGAUCUCACUGGGUUUAGCUGACUGAAAAUCUUGAGGUAUUCAAGUUAGUUUCCUACGCCAACCCUCAUUUUCUGCGAAAAUUAAUCAGAGUUCCACAUUGCAAGGUGGGUUUCCCGAACAGUACUAGUUUUAUUCUUCCCAAUAUCUCCAUUUUCGAUUAUUUGGAAUGUUAGCCUCUUUUGUAUAAUAAUAUGAUCGAGAAUCCUAUCGGAUGUAGGCAAGAAAAUAGCAAUAUCUGCUUGAUUAUUCAGUGUAUAUUCAAUCACUGAUAGAAUUAGGAAGAGUAAUUUGUAAUUUCUCUUUAUUUUCCCCGCUUUCACUAUGUACAUUAGUUCUGGAUAAAGUUAUGGCCAAAGACUUGCAUUCCCGAGUUUUUACUCAU